UUGAUAAACACAAGUUUGAUGGACAUCAGAAUGGACAUCAGAAUGGGGAUAGUUCUGAUAGUUCUGAUCAUAUCUUCCAUCUGGUGUAGCUGUCAAGUGAUACUUUCUGUGAAUGUGUUGAGCGGGGAAGUAUUACGAAUCAGUCCUAAUUCUAGUUUUUCAUGGAGCGUUCUUACACUGGACGGAGACAAUAUCAUUGCCGUGUCUAGCAGUCCAGUAGAUGUACCCCAUAUCAAGUACGGUUAUCUUAUUGAUAAAGAAAGUAAAAAUGCUGCAUGGAGUCGGUUAAACGUAGCAAGCCCCACAGAUGAAUGUCCUAAGAAGGUUAAAUCUUUGCUCUCAUCUCUUCGGUUCAGUAUAAUGAAGAUUCCGAUCAGGGAUGUUUCUGAUAGCCCAACAAAAGGUGCCACCAAUCCUAUUGAAGCUAUAUUUGUGUCUUCCAAAACUAAAAGAAAUGAUGCACUUAACCCGUUAAUUGUAUUCUUUCAUGGAGGCCCACAUAUUGUUUCAUUGUCAAGCUUUUCAAAGUCCUUAGCAUUUCUCUCUUCGAUUGGUUUCAGCUUGUUAAUUGUAAAUUACAGGAAAGUUGUAGGUUCACUGGGGUUUGGUGAAGAAGCACUUCAGUCUCUUCCCGGAAAAAUUGGGUCCCAGGACUUGAAGGAUGUACUGGCGGCUGUAGACCAUGUCAUUGACGUGGGGCUUGCCAGUCCGUCAAAAGUUGCAGUUCUUGGUGGUUCUCACGGUGGCUUUCUCACAACCCACUUGAUUGGCCAGGAACCAGAGAAGUUUGUUGUGGCAGCAACAAGGAAUCCUGCUUGCAACCUCGCGCUAAUGGUGGGUACAACAGACAUUCCCGAUUGGUGCUAUGUUGAGGCCUACGGGAGUGAGGGUAAAAACAGCUUCACAGAAGCGCCGUCAGCUGAGCAUCUGACUCUCUUUCACAGAAUGUCUCCUAUUUCACAUGUCUCAAAGGUCAAAACACCCACCCUCUUUCUUUUGGGUGCUCAGGAUAUUCGUCUUCCGAUUUCUAUUGGUUGCAAUAUUCUCGCGCUCUGAAGGAAAAAGGAGUUCCUGUCAAAGUCAUUGUGUUUCCUCACGAUAAUCAUGCAAUUGACAGGCCACAAUCCGACUUUGAGAGCUUUCUUAACAUUGGUGUCUGGUUUAAGAAAUAUUUAUCGUAAAUGAGCAGGCAUUUCUCCGCUGCUUUUACUGCAGCAAUUUGACCGCCAUUUCACACAAGCUGUUCAGCAACAUAUCACACUUGAUCAUCGAACUGAACCUAUACAUAUUUUCAUUUGCAUCAAUUCCCACUACCACAAGUAA
Messenger RNA from Malus domestica (apple), 1323 nucleotides. The record is from RefSeq and is a predicted model, not a curated record. Lineage: Eukaryota; Viridiplantae; Streptophyta; Magnoliopsida; Rosales; Rosaceae.